Messenger RNA from Corylus avellana, 1049 nucleotides. Its product is annotated as Cwf15 / Cwc15 cell cycle control family protein. The record is from RefSeq and is a predicted model, not a curated record. Gene Ontology annotation, cellular component: catalytic step 2 spliceosome. NCBI's taxonomy places the organism in Eukaryota, Viridiplantae, Streptophyta, Magnoliopsida, Fagales, Betulaceae. Gene Ontology annotation, molecular function: RNA binding. Gene Ontology annotation, biological process: mRNA cis splicing, via spliceosome.
CCAUCGACCGACCCAUUCAUCUUUUAAGUCUCUCUCUCUCUCUCGCUCGCUCUUCUCUCUUCUCUCUUCUCAGAUCGGAGACCAAUCGAAUUCGAAGAACAGUGAAAGGUAUACGUGAGUGCUGUGAGGAGAUAUGACAACUGCGGCUCGACCCACAUGGGCUCCUGCGAAAGGUGGUAACGAGCAAGGCGGUACUCGGAUUUUUGGUCCCUCCCAGAAAUUCUCGUCAAGGGACCUUGCGUCUCAUACAGCUUUAAAACCAAGAAAGGAAGGGCAAGACACCCAGGAUGAGUUGCAGAAGAGGAACCUCCGUGACGAGCUUGAAGACCGUGAGCGGAGGCAUUUCUCGUCAAAGGAUAAGUCCUAUAUUGAUGACAGAGAUCGCAGGAGGGGAAGUCAUCUCCUAUUGGAAGGGACAAAGAGGGACGCUGAAGAUCGUAUUGUUCCACGUAAUGUAGAUGCCGAUGAUUCUGAUGUGGAUGUAAAAAGUGAUGAUGAGAGUGAUGAAAGCGACGAUGAUGAUGAGGAUGACGAAGCAGCUCUAAUACUUGAGCUUGAGCAAAUAAGGAAGGAAAGAGCUGAGGAGAAGCUACGAAUGGAGCGACAACAGCGGGAGGAAGAGCUUAAAGUUAAGGAAGCAGAGCUUCUUCGGGGAAACCCACUGAUCAAUAAUCCAACAUCUUUUAAUGUGAAAAGAAGGUGGGACGAUGACGUGGUGUUUAAGAAUCAGGCCCGUGGUGAAACCAAGACUCCAAAGCGCUUCAUUAAUGACACCAUCAGGAAUGACUUCCACCGGAAAUUCCUGCACAAAUACAUGAAAUAGUAUAUUGUUCAAGUCUUGAGGGUAGAAGCUUGAGCAAUGUUGAGUUUAGAGAAACUUGUGAUAUGGAAUGAACCUUUUUUUUUUUUUUUUUUUUCUGAGCACUAUGAUAUGCAAUGAUUGUAUGUACUAAAAUAUAGCAAAUUGCUGUGCUGGAUAUGGAUAUGGAUCUAGUUAUUGUUCAGAAUUGGAUUAUGAAAUAUAUGUUGGCAAUAGUUGUUUGAUCUUU